This is a messenger RNA of Diprion similis, 1991 nucleotides long. RefSeq lists its product as uncharacterized. The coding region runs from base 439 to 804 and encodes 121 amino acids. The transcript has 3 exons. The record is from RefSeq and is a predicted model, not a curated record. NCBI's taxonomy places the organism in Eukaryota, Metazoa, Arthropoda, Insecta, Hymenoptera, Diprionidae.
GUACUUCAGUCACGAAGAGGUUCUUACGCCAUUGUUUGUAUACCUACGCGAAAUUGUUACAAAAGAUAGUGUUCGCUCAUGAGUUAUUGUAUCACCAACGACUUCGCUGCGUUAAUGUACAAUAUUCAAAAUUCUGAGAGCUUGAUGGCGGCUGAAUUUGAGCGACGAUAACAAAUCGCGAUAAUGAUUGAUAGCAUCGGUUCAAAAGACAGUAUCACAGGCCUUGCGAUCCGAUAUUUUAUACUCCUCUUACUGGUACGUCACUGACUGAGAUACGAAACACAUGUUGUCACACACUUGCUGCACGGAACUCACGGAUUCCGCAGUAGACGAUAAAACCUUGGCCGGUGAACACUGGCUGGCAAUUUAUUUUCGAACAUAGGAGAACCGGAAACUGACUACCACCCCCUAUACUUUGACUACACAGCAACUCUCGUUAUGAUCAACAAGGAGAAAGAGGCAACGGCAACGGCUGGCAGUUCUGCACCAAAUCGUGAAAAUCUUACGGACGAUCCGCCACCACCUUACACCCUCUACAAACCGACAAUGGCGGACGAACCACCUCCGCCGCCCCUCGAGCCUCCAGCUUUGACUUCGGGAAAUCCUCCAGCUGUAACAACCCAAGUCAUAACUGGUCCUGGUCCACAAAUUUCGGAGAACUCUCCGAACUACCACUUGACGUCGGGAGAAAGCAUCAAGGCUGCCUGUUGUAUAGUGUUGUGCUGGUUCUGGAUACCGUUCGCCUUCUGCAUCGACUGUUGCUCCAGAAGUUACCCACAGUUGAGGCCCAAACGAUAUCGGUAGAGAAAACGCUUCCUGUUGCCUGGACUCGAAUUUAAAAGGACGAAUCGCAACUUUCAAGAUGCCCAGCUCGUUUUCAAGAACCAAGUGAACCAGGACAAAACCUAGGCGUCAAACUCUGUUCCUGGUUUGGCCAAAAUACGCGUGCGUGUGAUUGGGACCAUGUGAAAGCGAUCGCUGCAAGUUUACAGUGACAACUAUAGUACUACAUAAAUGCAGGCGAAUUUGCUCUACGUUAAAUUGUCCGUGAAGCAAUUCCACGAAAUAAUCGUGGCUCAAGUCGACCGGUGUAAUUUUAAAAAUUGGGAGCAAAACAAUUUUGCUUUUAACGUCGUAACUAUUUUUUGAAGAAGUCAAUUUCUUACGCUCCGUUAGACUUGUAUCAGUUCAUUGAUCACCAGCAAUUCGAACGUUCUAUAAUCAUGUAGAACUGAACAAGUGACAAUUUUUCAGUUGAAUAAUUUGCCACUGUCAGUAGGCAGGUUUGAAGUAGUUGGAAUAUAUCGAUCGUUCUGAAAAUAUUAUGAAACUCUGACAUUUGAAGUGAAAUCGAAGAUCGAUCUUGAAGUUUUACGGUAGCUGGAAUAUGGUGCCAAGAAGAAAAAUAUUAUUCUUUAUUUUUAUGUAACGAUAAUGAAUUUUUGCUGAUGAGUAAAUUCAAAUGAUUUAUCAGAAAUUCUUCUCAUAAUUCGUUUCGUACAGUAAGCAGCUGAAUCCGUUUUCUCUCCACUUACCAGCAUUAUCUCGUAUUUAUACCGGUCCCCUUGAGAACGUUUCAAUAGUUUUAUCUUAAUCUUAGUUUGCAAUUUUUAUGGUCUAUAUACCUCAACUGUUAACUGCGGCUGAUUAGACCUGACAUAUUUUACCGUACUAUAGACACACAUAAGUAUAAUCAUACCCUUAGUCACAUGUUCUAAUCAACAAGACAUUUAUAAUUGCUGUUUUCGUUCAAUACGACCAUCGCUAUUUCCAUUUAUAAUGUAUGAGUAUAUGUCACUGAAAAAACUAAGACACAGGUCAGCUAGUACUGUGUGGGGAAAAAAACUGAAUAGCAAAGGUGAACCCUUACAGGGUAUUCAUGGCGUACCAAGACGUCGUUACUUAUACUUGUCACGUCGUGAAGCAUGACAUCCCAUAAAUGCGAAUCAUAUCCGGGCCUCGCUUCCGCACAACGAUUGACUUAUUGAGGC